Messenger RNA from Lachancea dasiensis, 777 nucleotides. The record is from the annotation of a GenBank genome assembly. NCBI's taxonomy places the organism in Eukaryota, Fungi, Ascomycota, Saccharomycetes, Saccharomycetales, Saccharomycetaceae.
AUGUCUAAAUCGCUGCGUAUUUUAGUACCCGUUAAGAGAGUCAUUGACUAUGCUAUUAAGCCUCGAGUCAACAAAGCCGGUACGGGUGUCGAGAAAACUGGUGUCAAGUUCAGCAUGAACCCAUUCGAUGAUAUUGCAGUUGAAGAAGCGGUUCGUAUCAAGGAAACACACAAGAAAAUGGUUGAAACUAUUCACGCAGUAUCUAUUGGCCCUGCAAAAGCUCAAGAUAUUUUGAGAACUGCUUUGGCCAAAGGUGCCGAUACAUGUACGUUGAUCGAUGCCAAAGAAAAGGAGUUAGAACCAUUGGCUGUGGCCAAAAUUUUAAAACAGGUGGUUGCCAAGCAGAAUGCCAACUUGGUAAUUCUCGGUAAGCAAAGUAUUGACGACGAUUGCAACAACACGGGCCAAAUGUUGGCUGGUCUACUAAACUGGCCACAGGCCACCAACGCUGCAAAAGUGGAAGUAGAUGCAUCUUCCAUGAUCGUCAGAGUUACGAGAGAAAUUGAUGGUGGCGAAGAGACCGUCAGCGCUCCGCUUCCGCUUGUCAUCUCGACUGACUUGCGUUUGAACCAACCUCGUUACGCCACAUUGCCAAAUUUGAUGAAGGCCAAGAAAAAGCCGAUGGAGAAACUUUCACUGUCCGAUUUUGCCGACGUUCCUACUGACCCAAGACUGGAGGUUCUUAAGGUGGAAGAACCAGCCACGAGGUCCGCAGGGAUCAAGGUUGCAUCGGUAGAUGAACUCAUUGAAAAGUUGAAAGCUAACAAGGCUAUCUAG